This is a messenger RNA of Talaromyces amestolkiae, 4461 nucleotides long. RefSeq lists its product as uncharacterized. Gene Ontology annotation, cellular component: cell cortex; mitochondrion. Lineage: Eukaryota; Fungi; Ascomycota; Eurotiomycetes; Eurotiales; Trichocomaceae. Gene Ontology annotation, biological process: dynein-driven meiotic oscillatory nuclear movement; establishment of mitochondrion localization; microtubule cytoskeleton organization. Bases 1 to 4461 code for a protein of 1486 amino acids. The record is from RefSeq and is a predicted model, not a curated record. Gene Ontology annotation, molecular function: tubulin binding; phospholipid binding. The transcript has 3 exons.
AUGGAGGACCCUUUCGUUUCGAGCCCCGAUGGGCUCGCGGGCACUCGAGAGCCCCACCGGUAUUCAUCGUUCGAUACACAUCUUUUCAGUCUAAAUGCAUCGUCGCCAUCCCAAGCUAAGCGAGCCCUGGAGGCGCAUUUGGCGGAAACCGAACGGAGACUACAAGAGGCGUCAAAACUCGGCACGGCACUAGUCAAUCAACAGAAGGAACUUACCGACAAGCUUCACGAACUUGACCAGCAUCGAGAUGAAAGCGAGAUCAGCCCGGAACUACGACAGAAGCUGGUCGAGCUAGAGAAGGAGUACAAUGAGAUUGGUCGCGAUAGCGCGCGUGCUUUUUUGGCUCCUAAGCGAGCAGUUAGUGGUGGGGAGGGUACUCCAGGCAUCGAUCCACGCUCACCCGCAGCGGCUGCCGUCUUCACAAGCCAAGCUAGUGCAUCGCCAUCCAAAGUCAGCGUCCCUUCGCGUAAACAACGCAACCAGCCCUCGAGCCGUGUCCAUGACAUUGAGUUUGCUACUGAGAUUUCGACUUCGCUCCUGGCACAGGUUCGCCAAUUACAAGCGCUUCUGGCCGAACGAGAAGAAUCUUUAAAGGCCGCGAAUCUGGAAAACUCAAGAUUGGAGCUCGAAGCUGAAGGAUUUACGCAAAGAAUCCGUGCUCUCGAUGAGAGCGAGCAACGCUACAAAGAUGAGAACUGGAAUCUGGAAACUCAGAUGCACGAGCUCAUGACAGCGGUUAAAGAUGCCCAAGAGCGCGAAACCAAGCUCACCAGUGCCUUGAGCUCUCUAACAGCCGAGAAGACGGGUAUCGAACGUGAAGUGGAGGAGUUGAAGCAGGCUCAUGGGAAACUGCUAGAGGAUCAGACUCUUACACAGAAAGCACACGAUUCCGAAGCAAACUUGCUGCGAAGGAAUUUGACCAGUGGAGAUGCCGAACGAGUCGUACUCCAAGCAAAAGUCGAGGAAUUGACAUCCCAGAACCAAGAGCUCGCCAUGGCUGUUGCAUCCAUGCGCGGUAGACGAAUGGAGGCUGAAACACCUCGUCCCCGGUUGACCGAUACCGAGGAUACGAUGCCAGAUCAAGAUAGCCCCGAAAGCUCCCCGCCUCCAUCGCCCAAUAAGCAAACGCCAAGACACGGUCAUUUGGAAACUGAAACCCUACGAAGCUCUCUCGGUCACGCUCAUCGUAUGAUCCAGAACCUCAAGAGCAACAUCCAUCGCGAAAAGACAGAAAAGAUCGAACUCAAGCGAAUGCUGCAAGAAGCUAGGGAUGAGCUAGAGACUCGCCGUCGUGAGACCAAUCCACCUGGGAGCGGCACCAAACGCCAAAAGGUCAAAGCCGAUACCUUCAAAAAGCCACUUCCCCGCUCUGAUCUACUUGGACCUAGCCGUAGGGGACGCACUGAAAUCUUGGACGAAUCAGACUGGGAAGAUCACACAAGCGAAGCAAGCCCAACGCGUACGGUUCGGGGCAAGCGCUCUCCGGGAUACGCAAAUGAUCUCAGUGAUGUUUACCAAACCGCUGCCGAAACCGAUGAUGCCUUUGAAACGGCUAACGAGCGAGAGACUGCUACUGAAAGCGAGGCCUUCCAGACUGGUGCUGAAAGUUUGGCCGAGGAUAGCAAUGGUGAUUUGACUGAAACCGAAACAAAAAGAACUCCUCGUCAAGGAAGUGCUCGCCCGAAGAAGGUUCCUUCUCAGCUUUUCACUUCAAGGCCAGGCGAUAGGAUCUCUUAUUUGAGCACUGCGUCUACGUCAGAUGACGAUAGCGAAGAAGUUCACACGCCAAUCCAAUCGCAACGUAACCGUAUCAGAGUCAGUCGCGGUGGAUUCCGACGAAUUAGACCAUCUGGAGAGGCUCCAAUGGCAUCUUCUGUCCACGAAAUAUCCAGCGCUCAAAAUUCGCCAGCCAGUUCAUUUCAGCAUGACAACGCAGCACCCAUGGGACAGAGCUUAUUUGCAGAACUCGAAGAACUUGGCAGUCCCGGCAGUGACGGUGAUUUUGGUACUCCCAUUCGCUCCACACAUAUGCUAUCCCAGCCAUCCACUCCACUCCAGAACUCAGUCACCCUGGUUAGGCAACCGUCUCAAGCAUCAAUUGUUGUCAAGAUUACGAUGGUCGAUUCUUCCACGAUGACUGACGCUUGGGAGCCUGAAGCACUUCCAGUUCCAGUUCCUGAGCCGACUACAGUCAAUGAGCAAUCGACUGAGACAUACUCACCAGAUCUAGUAGAUUCGGCAACUCAGUACACGCCUUCGAAACCGUUCCCAGGAUCAAAUGGCGACCACCAAACGGCUUUCCCUACUCCACCGAAGACAAUUUGGGACGAGUCCGCGACAAACGAGGAUAGAGACGUUACUCGCGAGGUUCCAAGUCCUCCGGUUUACAAUUUGGACUUCUCAAGCAUCAAUACCAUAGAGACAACUCCAGUUAGACCUCUCACUCCAGAACUGACUUUCUCAGCCAUAGUCGAUCAGGCCACUGAACCGGUGGCGGCAAAUAUCUUCGAAUCUAAGGAAAUUCCCGUCAUCGAAGAUAUCGAACACAGCGAACCUAUACAAUUGUCGCUGUCGCCCAUAUGCAGUGAGGACACUCAGCCCAUCGCGUUCACAUUACCACCUGUUGAACCAGUCCCUAUCCCUGAACCGGUACCGGAAGUACCUGUUGCACCACUCCCUCAAUUGUCUCUGUCUUCGAUCUACAGCAUGCACACUGAGCCCUUGGUUCUGCCACCAAAACCACAACUUGCAUCUCCAGUUCUGUCGCUUGCAUCAAUCCAGUCUCUAGAGACUCUUCCGGUUGAGCCUGUCACCCCUCCUCCCGUGAUCCUACCUGCGGAAGACGCAUCAGAACGACCUAGAUCUGCUAUAAUAAGCAGUGGUACUGAUACGCAACUUGGCAAGCAGCCAUCUACGAUUUUCGUCUCCGAAGAUAAAACAAGUCAAUCUCAGGAACAAGUGGAUGUUGAGAACCUGGCGAAGGAGACAACUUUGCCUUUGAACGAUAUAUCUGGAAAUAGCACUUCUCGCGAGAGACGACCAAGCACUCUACAGCAUACCGACCAAGCUUCUCAGACGACCUUGUCGUCUAAGCAGAUUGACCAGUUGCUCUUGGAGCGCAUGGCUUCCCGCCCUUUCACACCAUCUGAGCCAAGAUCUGUCAAUGGCAUGGACUCAACAUUCAAUUCUCCCGGUGCAACGCCGAAGGCCAAAACCCCGAUUAUCGACGCUAGUACGAUACCAACGAUUCAAACGACGACMCCCAAGCGGCSGGGAAGCUCCGCAAGCCUCAGAAGAGGCUCCUCUUCCAGCCUUCACCCCCCUCUACCAGCCGAUCACAAACAAGCUAUUGCUGCAGCACAAACUGCUCAGGGUACAACUGGUACAAUGGGCCCCCCUCUUGCUCCAGCAUCAGCGUAUAAGAACACUAUGCGUCCCAAAACCCCCGGUGAGAGCGUCGGGCCUGCUGCUUCGAUUCGUGCUCGGUCAGGUCGGGAAAGUCAAGCGUCUACUCGGAGAUCGUCGCUGUCAUCGUUUGCUUCUGAGCUUGAGGCUAGGUUUCAUAUUGGAGAUGAGUUGCCUCAAGGUAUCCGCCCCGGCACAGAUCCUCGUAUGAUUCAAGCUAUCACGCAGACAAUGAUUGGAGAGUAUCUAUGGAAGUAUACCCACAGAAUCGUGUCAGGAGAGAUAUCGAGUACACGUCAUCGUCGUUACUUCUGGGUCCACCCUUACACCCGUACGCUAUACUGGAGUGAUCAAGAUCCGGCAACUGGAGGCAAGCAUAAUGGCAAAGCCAAGCAUGUUGCAAUCGAGGCUGUUCGUGUGGUCACGGACGACAAUCCCUAUCCUCCUGGUCUACACCGCAAGAGUCUGGAGGUUCUCACCCCUGGUCGUCGCAUUCGUUUGACCGCUGCCACGAGUCAAAGACACGAAACAUGGUUCAAUUCUUUGUCGUAUCUGCUUCUCCGAACAGACGAUGAACAAUCAACGCACGAAAUCACCGCAGAGGAUGUAGAUGAGUUCAAUCCAGGUGUUCGAAGCACAUCACGCCAAACAGGACCCAGGAUGUCCGUGUCAUCAUACCAGAGUGUGAAGACUAACACUUCGAAACCGCGUGCUCCGUCGUCACUAUCAGUCCGCCCAGCAGUCACUCCUGGCCGUGUGUCGCCUGCACCAAGCUCCCAGCAAAACUCUUCACUUCGUCAGGAUCAAUAUCGACAGAGUACAUCAUCCCGCAUAAGCAGUGUAUUCAAUGCGACAAUUCGAGGGUCUUUUGCAAGCCGACGAGGCAGACAUACUCCUGUCCAGGUUGAUAGCAUCUAUGACAACAGUGCUGAGCACGAUAGUGCAGAGGAUCUUCGGCAGGUCAUCGAGCGUCAAGAGCGUGAAUCCGAUCGCUUGGAGAACGCAAGCAUGAUGUCGGGUCUCUUUCAAGAACAAGCCGAUUCAGUCCCGGACUAA